AUGAUAAAACCUUAGGACGUCAAAGAGGAAGAAAAACGAAUGAUAACACCAAAUGAGUUACCUGGCAUUAUAAAAGUGGAAAAAUAAGGUAAUUCUACCAUCCCAGAUUCGUAGUAUUAGAGAACCUUAGAAAAGUUUUAUUUUGCUUUGCUAAGACUAUAAGAAGCUUAAUAUUUAGACUAAAACGAAAUGACUCCAAAAUAUCCCUUUGUUUUUCAGUACUAAUUCAAUUAGAUUAUGGUUCAUCUAGGAGGUCAUUAAGUUUAAUAAAAAUUGAUAGAAGAUUUGAAAAAAUAUGACUAUUAACAACAAUUUUACUAGAAGACCAAGUCUGUGCCUCAACUAAAACUCUCUGUUUAAAAGAGAAAGGGUUUUUCUACUUUAGAAUAAAAGGACUCUAAAAAUAUCCCUAAGAAUUAUUGUAAGGCAAUAAUCAGUUAUGCACAAAAAAAUCAAACUCUCUGUCAAGAAAUACUGAGAGAAGAAUUAAAAGUAGCUAAAUUUAUAGAAUACUUAACAAGCCAAAAGAAAAAGCCACUAAAUAUAAGAGUAUUCAAAGCUUUGUUAUAAUAAUGCGAUGAUCCACUUUAAGAUGAAUUCAAUCGAACUUUUAGGAUAAUAAGUUAAAUCUUUAUUAAAAAAUAUGCCAUAAAUUAUAUUUAUAAUUCAAAAAUUGUACAGCAUAAUUGGCAUAUUAGAUAUAGAUAAUAAAUAUUUAAGGGAAUAAGAAACCCAAAAAGAUUUUCCCAUAUAAAGAAACUUUGAAAUAUUAUAAUGUAACUAAGUUUGAAUGAUCUUUUUUGUAAAUAAUCAAAUCCACAAAUCAAUUCUAUAAAAUAUAAAUAUUAUGGAUUAAGCAGUGAAUGCUGUCUGUCUUAUCUUCAUAGAAAUUGAAAUGGAUCUGAAUAAAUAUGUUUCUGAAGGAAUAAUUCAAUUUAAAAAAGAAGAAAGUAAGAACUAA
Paramecium tetraurelia is the source of this 961-nucleotide messenger RNA. RefSeq lists its product as uncharacterized. The record is from RefSeq and is a predicted model, not a curated record. NCBI's taxonomy places the organism in Eukaryota, Ciliophora, Oligohymenophorea, Peniculida, Parameciidae. The transcript is spliced from 4 exons.